CGGGAGGAAGUGCGGCUUGUUUUCCCGGCUGGGCUCUGGAGCGGCGGGUGCGGCGCGAUGCGCGGGUACCCGGCAGCGGACGGCUGCGAGCCCCGAUGAAGCCCGAGCCGCCCCAGCCCGAUGGAGCCGCCUCCGUGGGAGCCGGUGCGCAACGACUCGCUGCCGCCCACGCUGAGCCCGGCCGUGCCGCCCUAUGUGAAGCUCGGCCUCACCGCGGUCUACACCGCCUUCUACGCGCUCCUCUUCGUGUUCAUCUACGCGCAGCUCUGGCUGGUGCUGCGCUACCGCCACAAGCGACUCAGCUACCAGAGCGUCUUCCUCUUCCUCUGCCUCUUCUGGGCCUCGCUGCGUACUGUGCUCUUCUCCUUUUACUUCCGAGACUUCGUGGCAGCCAACUCGUUCAGCCCUUUCGUCUUCUGGCUGCUCUACUGCUUCCCCGUGUGUCUGCAGUUCUUCACCCUCACGCUCAUGAACUUAUACUUCACGCAGGUGAUUUUCAAAGCCAAGUCAAAAUAUUCUCCAGAAUUACUCAAGUAUCGGUUACCCCUCUACCUGGCCUCACUUUUCAUCAGCCUUGUUUUCCUGCUGGUGAAUCUGACCUGUGCUGUGCUGGUGAAGACAGGAACCUGGGAGAGGAAGGUCAUUGUCUCUGUGAGAGUGGCCAUCAAUGACACACUCUUCGUUCUGUGUGCCAUCUCUCUCUCCAUCUGCCUCUACAAAAUCUCCAAGAUGUCCCUGGCCAACAUCUACCUGGAGUCAAAGGGUUCAUCGGUAUGUCAGGUGACUGCCAUAGGUGUCACUGUCAUCUUGCUCUACGCCUCGAGGGCCUGCUACAACCUGUUCAUCUUGUCAUUUUCUCAGAUCAAGAAUGUCCACUCCUUUGAUUAUGACUGGUACAAUGUAUCAGACCAGGCAGAUCUGAAGAGCCAGCUGGGCGAUGCGGGCUAUGUAGUGUUCGGCGUGGUGCUUUUCGUGUGGGAGCUCUUACCCACCACCUUGGUGGUGUACUUCUUCCGAGUCAGAAGUCCCACGAAGGACCUUACCAACCCUGGGAUGGUCCCCAGCCAUGGAUUCAGUCCCAGAUCUUAUUUCUUUGACAACCCCCGAAGAUACGACAGUGAUGAUGAUCUUGCCUGGAACGCUGCUCCUCAGGGACUUCAGGGAAGUUUUGCUCCAGACUACUACGAUUGGGGACAACAGAGUAACAGCUCCCCGGCACAAGCAGGAACUUUGCAACAAGUCUCCACUUUGGAUCCAGACAAAGCCAGCCAAGGGUAGCACCAGGUGCCAGUCCUAUGGAAGAGUCCUCUGUUGAAAACCUUCAGCCAGACAGACUGGAUGACAGCUGAGUUUUUAGGACACCUUUCCUUAUGAAACAGGACUCAGUUUUUUUGCUAUAGCUUUCUCAUGGCUAGAUCGGACUAAGCAAUAAUUUAGAGCGAUAAACUCUUACUUUAGUAUUAGCAGAGAGCCUGGCUAUUUCAGUGGGUAUAAUUUAAACUUAAAGAGAUUCUGUACUUUUAUAAAGAUGUAUUUUAUAUAACUUAAAUACUAAUGCUAAAGUAUAUUAGGUUUUUCCUUGAUUGUUAUUGUAAUGUAUGUUGUAGUUUGCACAGAUUUUCAUGCAUAAUUCACUUUAAAACGUAUAGAAUACGUGGUCUAAUAGUUUAAAGCUUUUGGACAAAAGUUUCCUCAAGCCUUACCUCUGAAGGUCACUGAAGGUCACUGUGAUUGUGAACUCCACAUUGGUAGACUCCUUUUACCUGCCACUCCAGUGUUGAAAGUUAAGAGGAAGGAGAGUGUCACGGUCUGUAUGUCCACACUAGUAGUUUCUCUUGAACUUUGCCCACAGUCUGGUGCUUCUUCAUCCGAGAGCACUACUAUAAGCACUCCAGUAACAAGUGGAUACUGUCAAGAUGUAGUCGCCGAUACUACUCAGCCUCCUCGGCUGUGUGUGUAGCCAUUUUGUAUACUUUUCUUUAGCCAGUGUAACUGAAUACUCACUACCUCAGUAGGAUGGCAAGAUUGCCUUCCCUGACUCAGCCCAUGCUCACUAUAGUCAAUGACAAGCGAAGAGGUCUCCACAGAGUGUUAACAGUAAAUAUUUCUGGCCCUCGAGCUAAAGGACUGUGGACUCCUGACAGCUUCUCUGUAAAACAUGCCUGUUACUUGUAGGAGACUGAUGUGUGCUCACUGCCUGUUAUUUUUAAAUACUCUGACCGUCUGUUGAAAGCUAUGUGUAUGAAAAAGUGGGUUCUGCCUAUGUGGUAGCAGGACCCCUGUUUCAGCCAGAGAGCGUUCCAGACAAUGAUCCCCAUGUGCUAUCUCAGGGCUCUGAGAACCAAAUGGCCAUCCUGGAGGCUGGUUGCUCUGGCUUCUCACAAAAUGCAUCAUCUGGUCACCAGAGCCAAAAGGCAAGUCUUGCUCACAGGCUCUAGCCCAAUUCACACAUUUCUGCUGUCCUAAGGUUUGGUAAAAACCCAUCUUGGGGAUUUAACAGGGACAAGCCCACUCUCUCCUAUUUAGAUGUAUUUAAAAUUGGGAUCCCAGGCCGGGCGGUGGUGGCGCACGCCUUUAAUCCCAGCACUCGGGAGGCAGAGCCAGGCGGAUCUCUGUGAGUUCGAGGCCAGCCUGGGCUACCAAGUGAGUUCCAGGAGAGGCGCAAAGCUACACAGAGAAACCCUGUCUCGAAAAACCAAAAAAAAAAAAAAAAUUGGGAUCCCAAAUUUCACACGGGUUGUGAUUGGGUUUUCAUUGUAUAGCACACAAAGUUGAAGACUCUGCACAGCCCACGUCUUUGCUUUUGAGUAUGAGCAAACAUCUGGGUUACCAGCCAUUUAAAAUAGUUAUUUGUCAGGGUGAGUUCCGCACUGAAGCAAAGCCUGCACGAGUUGCCUAAGUCAGUAGUUUACAAUAAGAGUGUACAAGACAGCUUAUCUGUCGCUAUCCCUGCAAUAAUUCGGCUGUUGCAGCCAGUGCCCACAGCCCCUGUGUCCUUGUCUCCAGCAAGUCUAUCCAUCAGCAGCCAAGGGCAGGGCUUUCUGAAAAGCAUAGCAUCUUCAAGACAGUGCUGUGUGCACUCAUUUUGUAGCACAUGCACACUUUACAAUUGUCUAUAAGAAAACAGACACCCAGCAUUAGCCAACAAGCUAUGAUCACUUUACAAUAAAGUUGUCAGCAUUCACGGCAGCUAUUUAUUUUUCUCUGGAAAGGACAAAAUGACAUGUCGAUUGACUCUCACAAUUUUUUUUUUUUUUUUAAAAGACUAACUCUUAAAUGCUGUCACCACAGGCUGGAAUAUAAACACGGUGGCUGUGGGUCUCAUGUAGGGAAGGAGUUCUGAGUUGCCUUUGAGCCUUCUCCCUUACUUUCUCUGCUAACAAAACUUCCUAAUGUGUUAGAUUAAACCUAGGAAAAGAAAAGUUCAUGUGUACACCACCAUGAAAUUAAAACCCUGGUAAAUCGCUUCUCAGCCUUUUGGCUAAGAUCAUGUGUAAAACCCUGGUAAUAUUAAGCUUAAAGUGCAUGGGGCCAAGCAUGGUAUUAUGCUAAUAAUCCAAGCACUAGGUCAAAUUUGAGGCCAGCGUGGGCUAUAGAAAUACUCUGAGAUGAACAAGUAUAUGGGACAGAGAGAAUACCACUGAAAAUGUGGUAAAUGUGGUACCAGCAUUGAGGUCUGCUGUAACAAGGCCAGGACACACAGUUUUUGAAUGCUGGAAGAGUCAUUUGCCCACACAGCUAAUAAUUCUGGCCAAGCUAUGUUCAUACCUAUCAUUGAUUGGCACAUACUCCUUUAGACAGUUAACAUCUGAGUGUUAUGAGUUGUGAACUACAGGUUAUUACAGCAUACAUCCCAGUCACAUUUAUGAAUUUAUUUUCUGUGGCUGCCGCCAGGAUGGAAUCCAGGGCCUUACUCAUAUAUGGCAAACGCUCUACCACUGAGCUGUAUUCUCAGCUCUUGUUAACUCUGUCUUGACUACCAGACACACUCAUAAUAACUCUUCUGUCCCAUGUUUAUCUGCAUAGAUCAGGUAAAUCCUAGUGUACCCCAAACUCCUCCUUCACUAAAACUCAACUGCUUUUUGUGAACAGUAGUAUUGAACCAAGACUUCACCCCUAUGAAGAGCAAAAGAAGCAUUCGUCACUGUGGGUGCUUCAGAAGCACUAUGAGAAUCUCAUUUGGAUCUAUAUUGUAUAUUAGAAUAUUGUGUACCCAUAUGCAUGUGUACCUGCACAGUGGUGAUCAGAUCUCGGCCUUACUCCUGCUAAGCAAGUGCUUUGCCACUGGACUACAUACAUUCCAGCCUGUUGUUUGUUCUACAAGGUUACAAAUAAUUUAUCAAGAUUUACAAGUUAAGCCAAUUAUUCUAGAAAAAGGAUCCUUUCACUUUUAUUGGGCAGAGAUCUUAAGAGACUGGGGCAGAAACAUAUCAAUGUCCAUUUUAUCUGGUAGGUACGAGCUAUUCACAACUUCUGAUGGGACCAGAUAGGGAGCCGCUGAAAGGAGCAGGCUCCAGUCAGAGUUCUCAGCAAAGACUAAACUAAUAAGACAAAGUGAGAAAAACAUUUAAAUGGGACUGUCAAGACAGGCUGUGGAAUUCACUGGUCUACUGGGUAUCUCUGCUAUACAGUGCCGGACUGGGCAGUUGUCAUGAGUUUGGAUUUGAGAUCAUACAGAGAGGAUCACACAUUAACUUACUCAUAGUUCCCAGAGAACUAUGAUAGAGACAUGAAAAGCCCUCUCCCCAAAGAACAAAAUACCUGUCAAACUACUGGACUCCUCUACCUUUGCCUCAUCUUGCCCUGGGUAGGUACUAUGCUCAGUAUGGACUCAUGCAGUCCAGGCUUGUGAUCCUUGGAUCCAAAUGUAGGGUCUUGGCAGCUCCUAUAGGCAUAGACAUCUGCCUUCUUCAAACCUUGAUCUGUCCCUGCUCCAUUUUUUGAUGUAGAUACCUUCCUUACCAGUGGCUUCUUUUCCCCUAAGCCUCAUCUGGUUAACCCCUCAAAUCCUGAUUUUUUUUUUUUUUUUUUGUACUCUGAAUAGACCUUAUGUCUCCAAACAUUAACUUAGAACUGGAGUUUAGAGGCCCACUUUAUUCAGCUUAUAUGAGCCUCAAAAUUCCUUUCUACCAACCCUUGUUCAUAUAAUUGUUACCCAUGAUUCUGACAUCCACUAGUCACUUCCCAGUCAUGGUUUCUUCAAGACCCUCACUAAAGCAUGAAAGGGUGCAUACACUCAGAUAAACAGUGCCUUCCCAGGGCUGCUGUGUCUGUGUAACUGAGCAUCCUUCAGGUACUUCCCUAUAAAUAAACUCACUGGCCCCGUCCACGCUUCAAGUCUAUAGGGCAAGGGCCUAUCAAAGGCUUUGCCCAGCUGUAGGUCCAUCCUGGGCAGGAUGGUUUGGUGAGGCCCUGACUGGUAGCUGUCCGAUGGCUUUCCUGAGUCAGUGUGCUGGUAGCAUCAGGAGGCUACCUGUACUGCUGGGAACAUUUUUAGGUGGCAUGUGGCCUCAGUGGCAUUUUCUUCAGGUGAAGUCUUAACUAUAAAUGGAAUGGAAUCUGGUUGGGCUAUGAAGGCUGAGCUGUGUGGUGGCAGGAGUUUAUUUCACUUAUUGCUAUAUUUCCAGACCUCAGAAGAGUCAAAUCCCAUACUCAUAGCUGCCCUUAAGUAACUCUUGCACUUGCACUUUUACCAAGUUUAUUUAGCACUCACUGAAGGGCUCCCCCACUUAUGAGUCUUUAACAGAUAUCCAAUUUUUUAACAAAUAAAUGGAGGAGGGAGUUGGUUUGUUUUGUUUUGUUUUGUUUUUUAAUAUAUGAAGGUAAGCCCAAAAUCAUUCUUGGAGACUUUGUCUUACAAGGUGAACUCUGACCUCAUGGGUGCUAUCAUACCUUUAUUAACUGCUCCAUUUAGUAAGAGUACUCAAAGAAUUACCCCAGGUAGUUAAAACCUAAAAGGGUCUUUACCAUGUGAGGUGAGGCUGAGUUAGAAGAAUAAAGACAUCGAGGUUAAGAACCUUCGCAUCUAAGGAUGUAGUUGUAGGCAGAUUGCUUGUCCAUGGGUAGCAAGCCCUGGGUCCAAUCCCCAGCACAGCACAAAACGGGCAUGAUUGUUUCCACCUCUGAUCCCAGCAUUUGGAAGCUGGAGGAUCAGAAGUGGGAGUUUGAGGCCAGCCUGAGACACACAAGACCUUGAAAGUAAUGAAAGGGAGCGAGGAAGAGAGACCCCCCAAAAAACAGUCUGACAGAGUUCUGUCGUGCUAAAAAGAAUUUUUCAAAGCUCAUGUGGAAUCAAAUGGAAUGGAGGAAAAACAAAUCAAAAGAGUGCAGGGAAAGGAAGGAGAAGGUGUGGUCAAUUUGGACGCACAGUAAACUCCGACUCACCGAUAACAUGUGGUGUCACAUUAAGGAAAAAUCAGAGCACUCCCCUUGGUGUCAUUUAACCAAGAGUGAGCCCAGAUUUGAAUUUUCUCGUUCAUGUUCCCUGUGUCUUCUGUCCUCUCAGUUUGAAUCUGCCUGCCUGAGGCUGUCUUGUAAAUCAAUCCCUGUGUGUUCAUCCCUCACAGAGGGCUUUGCUCUUUAUUGAGCAGCACAGAAGGCAUCACAUGGGGGAAGGACUUCGUGACACUUUACAGAAAUCUUUAAUGGAGUUCUACAAGGGACCAAGUCACAGACUCCAGUUAACCCCAACUGACCCACAUGACAGUAUUUCAAACACUAUUGUUUAUCAAGCAAUAUUUAAAUGUUGUGUUCAACAUUUAUGGUGGAAUUCAUUUUAGAAGACUGCUUUCAUCUUCUGUAUUUGCUGUUUUCAGCAAAUGAUACACAGGCAUUACUCUGGGUCAAGGAUAUGAAUAAGUACGUAACUUAAGAUUAUAGCUGUGCUGGGCUGGAGAGAUGGUUCAGUGGUUAAGAGCACUGGCUGCUCUCCCAGAGGACCUGGGUUCAAUUCCCAGCACCCACAUGGCAGCUUACAACUGUAUCUCUGGUUCCAGGGGAUCUGACACCCUCAUACCAAUGCACAUAAAAUAAAGUUAAAUCAAUUAUUUGGAAAAAGAAAAAAAGAUUAUAGCUUUGCAUUGGGAAUUCCAAGGGCAAGUAAGGGUGACUGUUAACAUUGUUCUCUUAAAGGCAGGUUAAACAAACAGCUGAGUACACAGUAGGAUAGCAGUCUUAAGUCAUAAGUGACCUCAGGGUGUACUAACUCUGGCCAUGAGGUCCAUGAGAAGUUCCAGUCCAGUCCUCAGAAUGUUUAUUUUUUUUAAUAAUUUUUUUUUUUUUCCGAGACAGGGUUUCUCUGUGUAGCUUUGCGCCUUUUCCUGGAACUCACUUGGUAGCCCAGGCUUGCCUCGAACUCAGAGAGAUUCGCCUGGCUCUGCCUCCCGAGUGCUGGGAUUAAAGGCGUGCGCCACCACCGCCCGGCCUGAAUGUUUAUUUUUUUUAAUAUUGCAUCACCAUGAGAGGGCUGAGGACUAAUGUUAAAUAUUAUUUAUUAAAACAAUGCCUACUGGUACAUAUAGAAAAUGGACUGAUGAAAUGGAACAGAACCUAGAUAAAGAGCUAAGUCCACAAAGAUACCAGAGAUCUGUCUUAUCUACAUGUAGCCUCAAACUAGUUAUGGGAAAGAUGGGCUGUUCAGGAACAACCAGGUUAGGGUUGUUGAAGAUAAGGGUGGUUUCUUAACUUGUAUUUUGUACUAGGAUCCAUCCCAAAGGAUCGGAAUUUAAAAAGCAAAACCAUCAAUGAAAAUCAGAAAAAAAAAUAAUGGUGGAUUAACUGUCUUGGUCUGAAGUGAGGAAGACAUUCUAUGAGUUAAUACAGAAAUCACCAAAGAACUGGUAAAUCAGACCAUACAACAGCAUGAUAAAACCAUUAGAGCAAAGCCAAAAAAACCAAUUGGAAGAAUAUGCCAUUCCUCACACUUAAUGGAUUCAUUCUUCUAACAGGUGAGGUUCUAAUGGCCAUGUGGUAAAGUGGACAAGGUUCAGGAGUCUCCUUCCUAUAUUAAAAGUUGUUCAUUUUAUAUAGUUAGGCAACAAAUGAAUAUUUUAAAUUUAUAUACUAUCAGAACAUCCGAGUCUAGCAUUUGAAUGCCGUCUCUGAUGGUGAUGUGGGUGAGCAAGCACGGUCCAUCUGUAGAUGGUAUGUGAACUGUGGAGGGCAGCAUCUGAGUCAGUGCCUUUCCGAACUCAGUGUGUGUAGUCUUUCACUUCUGAAUACUUACUGUAGAGAUGUACGUAUACAAACGUGUAAUGACAUGUGGACAAGGUCUUGAAACAACCCAAAUGCCCGAGAAUGGUACUGCUCAACUAAAUAAUGACAGCCACAGUAAGGAUACCAAGCAACCACUAAAGUGAAAAAACUAUCUGGUGAUAUGUGGCCAUUGAAUAUUAGGUGAUUAAAAAGCAGAUGGUGUGUAUGUGAUAUCACUCCAAGUAAAGAUAGAGAGAAAGAAGGCUUUAUAUUUGUAUAUGUUGGCAUAUUUAAAAAAAAAAGUAUGGAUGGAAAUAGAAAAGCCAAGGAAGGAGGGCAUGUGUGUGUACUGUGGCACUGUAUUUUUGGUAUAAAAUGUGUUUUUUAAUCAUAUGAAUGUACCACCUAUUCAGAAAGUUAAAUAAAGCAAGCAUUUUUUUAAAGCCUAUGGCUCAGUACAAAUCAAAAACCACCAAAGUUCCUACAGUUUGACUGAGUGGUAAUAGGCCAUUACAAAAAUGCCACAAAUGGCCCGAUUAUCAGUAGAGGUUCUUGAGCCCUGGGUUCUGGUGGCAUGAGUUGUGACUAUGACUGAGUCUCAGAGCUCAUCUGUUUUCACGCUUCAGGAAAUAACUGUACUUCCCACCUAGUGUGCUGGUGACAGGCUGUUGCAUGUGGAGUCCUCGGCACAGGCUGCCAAUACCUGCCAUUUGUGCUACAAGAAGAGUCCCCCUCAGACCAUGCAGAUGGUGUAUUUUCUCCCUGAUUCAUAAGUUAUAAUCACAUUCUCUUGAAAUGGAGGAGGAAAAAAAAAACCAAAGCAACAAAAGAUUGCAGAAACAUGUACUUUAAUUCAUGGUCUAGAUUCUGGUGGGCACAACAGUGAAUUAUUUGGAAUUCAGCUCAGAAAACUCAAAGCUGCACCUGUAGAUGUUAUUUCAAAUAAAGGACAUGUGGAUUUCUGUGCUUGGCUUGUA
Messenger RNA from Peromyscus californicus insignis, 9170 nucleotides. It is a transcript of the gene Gpr137b, whose product is annotated as G protein-coupled receptor 137B. The transcript is spliced from 7 exons. Lineage: Eukaryota; Metazoa; Chordata; Mammalia; Rodentia; Cricetidae. Gene Ontology annotation, biological process: positive regulation of TORC1 signaling; negative regulation of bone resorption; regulation of autophagy. The record is from RefSeq and is a predicted model, not a curated record. The coding region runs from base 121 to 1278 and encodes 385 amino acids. Gene Ontology annotation, cellular component: lysosomal membrane.